Molecule: messenger RNA, 3026 nt
Organism: Perognathus longimembris pacificus (Pacific pocket mouse)
Lineage: Eukaryota; Metazoa; Chordata; Mammalia; Rodentia; Heteromyidae
Gene: Pigz
Product: phosphatidylinositol glycan anchor biosynthesis class Z
Exons: 3
Coding region: 1029-2714 (561 amino acids)
Biological process (GO): GPI anchor biosynthetic process
Cellular component (GO): endoplasmic reticulum membrane
Molecular function (GO): alpha-1,2-mannosyltransferase activity
Source: RefSeq, a predicted model, not a curated record
UGUGCUAGUUUUCUUCCAGUCUCCUUUCUGUGUGUUCUAACGCAUGCUGCACUCUCCCGUUAACCAAAGGAUAAGCAAAGCCCUUUGGGCAGCUAAAGGGAGGAGGCAGCCAGCCCCAAAUCUUGCAGUGCUUUCAGGGUUAGCCCCCCACCCCCACCCCACCCCUGCAGCCUCAGAGUCCAGGUGAAGAUGUAGUGCCACACACAACAAGAUGAUGGACUUAGAAGCCAUCGAUCCUCCUGUGUCUGGGGCAGGAGCAGCAGCCUUUGGUUGGGUGUCAGCGGCUCUCUUAAGUCUUAAAUCUGUUCCAAAGGCCAGAUUGGUAUGGGGGCCCAACUUAGGGGGCGCCGCCGGUUUCCUUAAGCCCAGCAGCUGUCAGGAAGAAAAUGCGAGGGUAGCAACGUGCGGGCACCGAGCUGCGCUCACUUUAGGCGCCUGAGAAACGUCAGGUGCCAGGAACCAGCCUGGGCCCCGGUUCCCAGCACCAGAGAUCAGCCCACGCCCACACCCCGCGCACGCACCCCAUGACUGCCGGGAGCUCUGACCGGUCUCUUCCUCCCUUCUCCCCCGCCCCUGCCAGUGUGACCUUUUCCCCGGCCUCCCCCGCGCCGGGCACAGUGAAUGGUUCCCGCUUGGCUGUACCCCUGUCACCGAGAUGGUCUCUCCCUGCCGCCAGCCCCACACAUUCCUCGCACGCGCGCGCAGGGCGCCCCUGUACCCCACGAUUGUCACGUCUGCUCCCCUGCACCACAAUCCAUCUCCGCGGCCCCGCAAGCUGUAGCUUUGCUUCAAAACCUUCCGAUCCACACCCAUCUCCACCUUCUUGCGCGCUUCGGAGACCCCCAGCCGGAGGAAGGCUGCGCCACCGGCAGGAGAGGACCGCGCGCGCACCGAGCACACCGGUGGGUUCAUUUGCGUAAAUGCGCGGACUGGCGUCCUGACUGGGUUUCGAUGCAAAAUUGUGGAUCCAGAACAGCACCAAACUCAUUUCAGGCUCUGGGCCAGAUGUGUAACAACUGGAUCUGAAGAUGGCAGCCAGGUUACUCUGGGGCAGCCUCAGCCUACUGCGAGUGCUAUGGUGCCUCCUCCCUCAGACAGGCUACGUGCAUCCAGAUGAGUUCUUCCAGUCACCUGAGGUCAUGGCAGAGGACAUCCUGGGAGUUCAGGCCACACGGCCCUGGGAGUUUUACCCCAGCAGCUCCUGCCGCACAGUGGUCUUCCCACUGCUGACCUCAGGCUCUGCCUUCUGGUUGCUCAGACUCUGGGAAAACCUGGGGCCAUGGCCUGGCCCAGUGAGUGGCUAUGUGCUGCUGGUGGGGCCCCGGCUCCUCCUCACUGCCCUCUCCUUUGCCCUGGAUGGAGCUGUGUACCAUCUAGCCCCUCUGUGGGGGGCAGAUCGCUGGAACGCCCUGGCCCUGCUGUCUGGCUCCUAUGUCACCCUGGUUUUUUACACAAGGACCUUCUCCAAUGCCAUCGAAGGACUGCUCUUCACAUGGCUGCUGGUCCUGGUGUCCCCUCAUGUGUCAUGGAGUCCCAGGCCCGACAAACAUGCCCCAGGGCCACGGUGGCACAGCUGGCUUCUUGGGGCCAUUGUAGCUGCUGGCUUCUUCAACCGGCCCACCUUUCUGGCCUUUGCUCUGGUCCCCCUCGUCCUCUGGGGUGUUCGUGGAACCAUGGUCCCUGGCUUCAAGGCACUGACCCGAGAGGCACUGGCACUGCUCCCUGGGGUGGCCCUCACUGCAGUGGUGUUUGUGGUCUCAGACAGCUGGUACUUCUCUAGCCUCUCUAGAUCUAGUAGCCUUGUCCUUACACCUGUCAACUUCUUGCACUACAACCUGGACCCUCAAAACCUUGCAAAGCAUGGCACCCACGUGCGGCUCACUCACCUGGCAGUCAAUGGCUUUCUGCUUUUUGGUGUGCUGCAUGCUGAGGCACUGCAGGCUGCAUGGCAAGAGCUGCAAGUAGGCCUCCGGGCCUUUGCACAAAUGGGCCUCCAGAGGAUGCCAGGUGCCCAGGGUUGGCUGUGGAGCCCCAGGUCUUAUCUUCUUCUCCUCUACUUCAUGCCACUGGCCCUGCUGUCUGCCUUUAGCCACCAGGAGGCGCGGUUCCUGAUCCCCCUCAUCGUGCCCCUAGUCCUGCUCUGUAGUCCACGAAUCCGACCUGUGCCCUGGAAGGGUACCCUGGUCCUCUCCAAUGCCCUGGGUGCCCUCUUCUUUGGCUGCCUGCAUCAGGGGGGCCUGGUACCAGGCCUAAAGUACUUGGAGCAGGUGGUCCACACACCUAGGCUCUCAAGCGUGCCUACCCACUACACACUCCUCUUCUCUCACACCUACAUGCCCCCUCAGCACCUUCUCCACCUUCCUGGUCUCCAUUCACCUGUGGAGGUGGUGGAUAUGGGUGGGACUGAGGACUGGGUCCUGUGUCAAAUGCUGAACAACCUCACCAAACAACCCUCCUGCCAGAUAGCCGGUGGGCCGUGGCUCUGCCGCUUCUUCGUGGUGACCCCUGGGACCACAAGGCAUGCCGUGGAGAAAUGCAGCUUUCCCCUCAAGAAUGAAACACGCAUGUUUCCCCACUUGACCCUGGAGGACCCACCAGCCCUAUCCUCCCUGCUGAGUGGGGCUUGGAGGGACUACCUUAGUCUUCACAUCAUGGAACUGGAGAAGACAUCUGAAAACAUGACAGAGCAGCUGCAGCCCAAGAUCCAGCCAUAGGAAGAGUCACUUCACCUUCACAGGCAUCUGGGCUGGAACACUGCAACAGGGCCCUGGUUCUCCUUCAGGAUUCCCACUGUCUCCUCUCUGGGCACAGCCAUUGAUGGUUUUGCUUUCUGAGUGAGCUCCUUUCCCUCGACACCAAAGAUCUAACUAGUCAGUCCCAAUGCCAAGCUUCCCAAAGAAUUCCAAUAUAACCCAUGGGACCCACGUCUGUUCCUGUUCUAUUCCUUUUGGCCACUGUAAUGUUUCAAAUGUAUAAUAGCACCUGGUUGUAAAAGACAAUGAACUGCUAAUGACAUUCCCAAAUGA